Messenger RNA from Moneuplotes crassus, 551 nucleotides. The record is from the annotation of a GenBank genome assembly. NCBI's taxonomy places the organism in Eukaryota, Ciliophora, Spirotrichea, Euplotida, Euplotidae.
AUGCCUGCAUAUCAUUCAAAGUUUACGGAUGAGGACUAUGAUGCUCCUUUUGGAAUAGCCAUUCUGCCUAUUAAGACGGAUGCUGAGGGAGAAGAUAUUAUUGAUGAAGCCUUAACGUACUUCAGAGCUAAUAUUUACUUCCAAAAUUUUGAGAUCAAGUCAAACGCAGAUAGAACUCUGAUAUUCCUGACCGUAUUGAUCCAGAAAUGUCUCAAUCUACUUCAUCCCGCAGGAGAAGAUGAAAAAGAGGCUAGAAAGAUAAUGAGUGCAUUCUGUAAAGACCCCAUUCCUUCAAUGACCUCCAGCAGGUUCUUCAUGAAGUAUGUUACUUCUACUUCAACAGGAAAGGCAGAUGAUUUGGCUAAAUAUUUCAAAGAACUCAGAAAAGCUCUUGUUGAGAGAUUGCUUGGAAUCUUAUUCAACCCAGAGUGGGGAACCAUGGACCAUAAAUUCUGGAUCCAAUUCUACAAGAGAAAGUUCCUUAAAUUCGAUUGGAAGUAAAUAAAUGAUGCCUGGAGAUUUCUAAUCAUAUCCAUUUCAAUAAUCAAUUG